GUAGGCGGAAGUUACGUCUGAACUGAGCUGGCUGCUUGAGGUGGCUUUGACAUCUAAAGACGUUUCUCUCUCUCUCUGCUAAUGCGACGAGAUGAGAGCUAACGCUGGCUGUCUUCUUAAAAUACCAACCCUCGCUACCUCUCCGCUUCUUUAGCUACCUCUAGAGUUGUUUCCAGGUAGACUAUAUCCACGGUAGUGUUGUAGAAACGCCUUAAAGUGUGACUCGCACCGCAGUGAGGAUGAAUUGAUCCUCGUUGCUAAUGAAGAGCACAGAAUGGAUUGAGCUGCGGAAGCUAGCUGGUUAGCAUGCUAGCCAUGGAGGUAGCUGUGCUGCUCAUACUGCAGACACCCAGCUGGCUGGUGGGAUCCUCACUCUGCAGCCAAACACACAGCCUAGUCUGGGCCCUAACAUGCUAAACUGUUAACUAUCUGAAGCUAGAGUCACACAGAUUCACAUUUAUUAACAGCUUAGAGGAUUAAAGGUGUCCCAGUGUGACUAGUAUAGGUGUUGUAUGGGAACCAGUGCUGGCUGCUGUAGCAGGACUGCUGUAGGUCAACAACAACGAUGGGAGGCUCGGUGUCUUGCUGCAUCUCUCCAGGGGAGAGUCCCAAGAUCCACAGGAGGGAGCUGGAGCUGGAGGAGUGUCCCAUCACCACCGCAGAGGACGUGAGCGAGGACACGGGGACAUACCUGCAGCACAUCAGCGACAGGGAGCUCCCUGAUGAACUGGCACAAGAGGCCAACCCAUCAGAUCACCCCAGAGCCAGCACCCUCUUCCUCAACAAGUCGCAGACGGACGUGCGUGAGAAAAGAAAAAGCAACUACCUGAAUCACAUGUCCCCAGGGCUCCUGACCAAAAAGUACAGCUCCUGCUCGACAAUAUUCCUCGAUGACAGCACAGUCAGCCAGCCCAACCUCAAGAGCACGAUCAAAUGCGUGGCGUUGGCCAUAUACUAUCACAUCAAAAACAGAGACUCAAACCGCUCGCUGGAUAUAUUCGAUGAGAAGAAGCACCCUCUGUCGAGAGAAAAGAUUCCAGAUGACUACGCCGUGGUCGACCCAGAACACAAACUCAUCUACCGCUUCAUACGAACGCUCUUUAGCUCUGCGCAGCUCACUGCGGAGUGCGCUAUCGUCACUCUGGUAUAUCUGGAAAGGCUGCUGACGUAUGCCGAGAUGGACAUCUGUCCUUGUAACUGGAAGCGGAUUGUUCUCGGUGCCAUCCUGCUGGCCUCCAAGGUCUGGGACGACCAGGCCGUGUGGAACGUCGACUACUGCCAGAUCCUCAAAGACAUCACAGUGGAGGACAUGAAUGAGAUGGAGCGCCACUUCCUGGAGCUGCUCCAGUUCAACAUCAACGUCCCGGCCAGCGUCUACGCCAAGUAUUACUUUGACCUGCGCUCACUGGCCGACGACAACAACCUCAGUUUCCCUCUGGAGCCAUUGAGCAACAAGCGGGCCCAAAAACUAGAGGCCAUCUCCAGGCUGUGCGAGGACAAGUACAAGGACCUGAGCAAAUCGGCUAUGAGGAGGUCCGUCAGUGUAGACAACAUGGUCGGCAUCAAGAGCUCCCAGGCCGUGCUGUCGUAGAUCUGCGACGGAGGUGGAGCAACGGGCUUGGAGCGCAGCGACAGGAUACGGUGCCACAUUCAGGAAGUCAGACAGCAUUCGCCAAGAGACAUUUCCAAAGUAGAUAAUAUCAGUAACUAAAUGUUAAAUGUCGACUUUGGGGAGGAACAAAAGAGCAGACGUUUACCAUACAAUAUCUCUAAAGUAUAAUGAAUCCAGUCUCUAUGUGUUCAUUACAAAGAACUUCAGCUAUCUGCCUUUAAAGCAUGAUCAAUUGGUGAAAUAUUUUGCAGACUGAAAUGUUUUUUUUCAAAUGGAUGUGUAACUUUGGAAGGAAUCAGCAUGAAAAAAUGCUUCUGAGGACCUCAUCUUCUUUUAUUUCCACAUCAGCCGAUCUCUUAGGAGUCAUUUCUCUGGCUUUGGCCCCUCUUUCUCUCCACCAGCCGUAUCCCCCCCACCCCCCUCACCUUUAUUCACAUGAUGACAGACUGUCUUGAACUACCCUGUGGUGUAGUUCUGCACAUGGACAAAGAGUAGACUUUGUUUUGCUUACUAUGUAGGCCCCUAUAGCUGUGAAAUGUACGAGACUUUAUUUAAUUCAAAUAAAUUUCAGUCGCUGUUUAAAGUCGAGGCUGCUUAGGUGGGAAA
Messenger RNA from Sebastes umbrosus (honeycomb rockfish), 2218 nucleotides. Its product is annotated as cyclin-Y-like protein 1. Gene Ontology annotation, biological process: regulation of canonical Wnt signaling pathway; regulation of cyclin-dependent protein serine/threonine kinase activity. The transcript has 10 exons. Gene Ontology annotation, cellular component: plasma membrane. The record is from RefSeq and is a predicted model, not a curated record. NCBI's taxonomy places the organism in Eukaryota, Metazoa, Chordata, Actinopteri, Perciformes, Sebastidae. The coding region runs from base 566 to 1591 and encodes 341 amino acids. Gene Ontology annotation, molecular function: cyclin-dependent protein serine/threonine kinase activator activity; protein kinase binding.